Molecule: messenger RNA, 1183 nt
Organism: Rhodamnia argentea
Lineage: Eukaryota; Viridiplantae; Streptophyta; Magnoliopsida; Myrtales; Myrtaceae
Product: putative protein TPRXL
Exons: 6
Coding region: 239-826 (195 amino acids)
Source: RefSeq, a predicted model, not a curated record
UUUUUUUUUUUGUUUGGUUGUUUCUUCGGUCGUAGCGUGAGGGCUAAUCGUGUUCGUCUGCCUUUUCGCGCUUUCCUUUGGCGGUGGCAAUCGUUCGUGUCUAUAUAUAUAAACGUGUAUCCGCCUCGCCUUCCAUUGCCAUCACUCGACUCGUCGCGGCUCGCCGGCUUCGUAUCUCUUCCCCGCUGCAACGUGUUGCCGACUGUGGUGCGGAAGGCGGUGAGUGAGGAGGGAAAAAAUGGAGGGAAGGAAGCAAGGUGGAUCGUCUUCUCCCUCUGCCUCUUCCCCUUCCUCUUCUUCGUCGUCGUCGUCGUCGUCGUCGUCGUCUUUUGCUUCGGAGCUGUUCGGUUCCAAGGAGACGUAUCCAUCUUCGUCUUCGACGGGCGUGUUCGGCUCCAUCUUCGCGCCUCCGUCUAAGGUUCCUGAGAAGGAACCUGCGCGCUACGAGAGCGGAAGGAAGCACGAUUUUGAGAACGAGCCAUGGAGAAGCAAAUCCGGAACUCCAGAUGAUACAUCGAAUGUCAGCGGAGGAGGUCAGAGCAUGUGGAACAGAGAUAUGGGUACCAGUUAUCAAGAGCAGAGAGUACAACCGUGCCACCUCAGCUCAUCUAUAUUCUAUGGUGGCCAAGAGAACUAUUGCCACCCUCCAAGUACUCAAGGAUCUGGAUUAAAUCCUGUGGUGAGCACAAAUUCAAGAAAGAUGCUGGAGAAGAUGACGGAAGUGCUUCUAGGGGAAAUUGGUGGCAAGGGUCUUUAUAUUACUGAGAGGUUACCUGUCAGGCCGGUCGUCAACAUGGUACAUAGCAAUAUUAUAUUAGCAGUAUAGUCUUACUUGGUUCCUCAUGGAUAUGGAGAUAAUGGUCAGGUUCUCGCCGUUUGUCCAGCCUAACAACGAAGUGGCCAUCUGAUACUAUAGUUAGCGACUUCCAUAUCCCUUUUCAUGAGUAUGGAUUGCUUUCCUUCACUGUAAAAGAUGUUUGGAUGGCAACUUCUUUCUCCACAACCUAUUAUGGUGGACUGAAGUUACCUUAUAAUCUAGUGGGUGCUAUGUAUAAACUUUUAUCGUUUCCUAGUUUUAAUUUUCUAUUCACCAGCUGUAAAUGACCGCAUUAUAGUAUAGGUUCAUCUCAUACAGUGAAUAUCUAUUGCAGUAGCCGCUCUGAGAGGAUGAUUUUCGUCUUUA